This is a messenger RNA of Erigeron canadensis, 1744 nucleotides long. RefSeq names its product protein PSK SIMULATOR 1-like. NCBI's taxonomy places the organism in Eukaryota, Viridiplantae, Streptophyta, Magnoliopsida, Asterales, Asteraceae. The transcript has a single exon. Gene Ontology annotation, biological process: positive regulation of growth. The coding region runs from base 105 to 1523 and encodes 472 amino acids. The record is from RefSeq and is a predicted model, not a curated record.
CCCACGAGCUACCUUAUAUCCUCAUUUCAUUUCUUUCUCUUUUUAUCUUCGAACAUUUGAUCCACAAUCUUAUUUUUGUUACCAAAAAAUAACAAAUCACAAAAAUGGUUCUUGAAACAUGGCUUUUCAAAGUCAAGAAAACCAUAUCCCAUAGCUUUGAUUCAAUUCAUGUUACAACACCACCACCAUCCAAAAAAAGUACUUGUGUAACCAAGAGAUCAAAAGUUGGUGUUUUGGCAUUCGAGAUAGCCGGAAUCAUGCCAAAACUCACCCACAUGUGGCGAUUCCUAUCCGACGAGAAUAUGGACCAUCUUCGUAACCAUUCAAUAUGUCUAGAAGGGGUCCGAAAACUUGUUUCAAACAAAGAUGCUUUCUUGCUUGGCUUAGCAUGUGCGGAAAUGGUUGAAAAUCUUAGAAUCGUGGCCUUGUCUGUCUCGCGCCUUAGUAAAAGGUGCGAGGACUUGAGUCUGGCUGGCUUUGAGACCACGUUAGAUGCAUUUGCCAACACGGGUCAUGACCCGUGUGGCUGGGCUUUAAAUUUGAAAGAUAUGGAAAUUAAGAUUAAGAAAAUGGAAAGAUAUGUUGCAACUACAGCUGCACUUUAUAGAGAGAUGGAUGAGCUAACAAUUAUAGAGAAUAAUAUAAAGAAAUCAUUGAAUUCAAAAAAGGAUCAUCAUCAUCAUGAUCAAGAGGUGAUCAACACUUGUAAGCAACAAAAGAUUCUUGAUCUUCAACAAAAACUCAUUUGGCAAAAACAACAAAUUAAGUAUGUAAAAGAGAAAUCCUUAUGGAAUAGAAGUUUUGAUUCAAUAACUUCAUUAUUAGCCACAUCAAUCUUCACAAUUCUUUCAAGAAUCAAGAUUGUUUUCGGUAUCACUCAAAAUUAUCCAGCCUCUCUGCCUCGUAGCCUCUCUGCCUCAGCCACUGUCUACCCAUCUGAUCAAACUUCAAAUUCGUGGCACGUCUCGUUGAUCAAAAGCACAAAACAUCAAGAAAACAAAGAAAUCUCACUUGGGUUUUUUGAAAUAAACUCAAAGAUACUAAAACCAUUAUCUAAUACUUUAGGGGCAGCUGCUUUAGCUUUGCAUUAUGCAAAUUUGAUCAUUGUGAUGGAAAAAAUGAUAAGAUCACCUCAAUUGGUUGGUCUUGAUGCAAGAGAUGAUCUUUAUUCAAUGUUACCUAAUAGUAUUCGAUCUUCUUUAAGGGGUCGAUUAAAAGGUAUUGGGUUCACAGCAACUGAUCCUGUUCUUGCAGGGGAAUGGAGAGAAGCUUUAAAUAAGAUUUUAGGAUGGUUGUCACCAUUAGCACAUAACAUGAUCAAAUGGCAAAGCGAAAGAAGUUUUGAACAUCAAAAUCGUGUCCCAAAAACGAACGUUCUUCUUCUAAAAACGUUAUAUUUCGCGAAUCAGGAGAAAACUGAAGCUGCAAUUGCUGAGCUUUUAGUUGGUUUGAACUACAUUUGGAGGUUUGAAAGAGAGAUGAAUGCUAAAGCUUUGUUUAAUUGCAGUAGUCCAGUUAAGUAAACUGCUUGUUUUUUUGUUUUGUUUUUUUUUUUUUUUUUUUUUUGUAUUCUUGUAUAGAUUAGUAUCGUUGAGUUUAUGAUAUCGAUCCGUAUUUAGAUUAACUGAGAUUGGGCUAAUGCAGAUCUGCAAGGAUUUGUUUUAGCUUCCUAAAAUGAUCUGUAUAAAGUAAUACAUUACUUAUAAUGUUUAUGAAUGAUAUGGUUGAGUUGAUUUUUCACAAA